AUGCUUCUACUUCCGUUUUUUUGUAUUUACAAUACCUUAAGGUCCUGCAAAUGCGACAUCUUUCUGUUCCUCCUUACCACUCGAGUUGGAGGUCUUGGUAUCAAUUUGACCUCUGCAAAUCGUGUAAUAAUAUUUGACCCAGAUUGGAAUCCUACCACAGACCUCCAGGCGCGAGAACGUGCCUGGCGUAUCGGUCAGAAUCGAGACGUCGCCAUUUUCCGCCUCUUAACAACUGGCACCAUUGAAGAGAAGAUCUAUCACAGACAGAUAUUCAAGCAAUUUCUUACCCAUCGAAUCCUGAAGAACCCACGACAACAAAGAUUUUUCAAGACAAAUGAUCUCACUGAGCUUUUUCAACUCAACGAACCUUCCGGAGAAGAUAAAAAGCACUCAGAAACUGCUGAUUUCCUUAAAGCUUCUAACGCAGAGUGCUCGAUU
Messenger RNA from Protopolystoma xenopodis, 438 nucleotides. Lineage: Eukaryota; Metazoa; Platyhelminthes; Monogenea; Polystomatidea; Polystomatidae. The record is from the annotation of a GenBank genome assembly.